AUGACGCUGGCUGAAGAGUUCCGUUCGCGCAAUUUUAGUAUGUUCCCAUUCAUUGGGCUGCUGCUUGAUACUUCCUGCGACAGACCUGAGACACCCUGCACCGAGCAUCCGCGUAGCAUAUACAGGGAUGGGUCUAACCAGCUUUCUAGGACCGGUGUAUUGUGCAUUAUUCUCUGCCUUGCCCUUGGAAUCGCCAACAUCUUCUCCUUCAAUGCCGUCCUGAUUAUCUUCAGUUGUCUUUGCAUUGCUUCGGCAUUCGUUGUUCUCUUCAUUGAGGUUCCCUUCCUGCUUCGAAUCUGCCCUACCUCCCCCAAAUUCGAUUCCUUCAUCCGCCGUUUCACCACCAACUGGAUGCGCGCUGGCAUCUAUGUCGCUCUCAGUGCUAUUCAGUGGGUCAGCCUUGUCAGCAGAGCCUCCAGUCUGAUCGCUGCUGCUGUGUUCCUUCUCAUCGCAGCAGUAUUCUACGCCCUCGCUGCUGUCACGAAGCAGGAAUUCGUUGGCAGCAAGACAUUGGGUGGCCAGGGAGUUGCGCAGAUGAUUGUGUAA
Messenger RNA from Penicillium salamii, 546 nucleotides. The record is from the annotation of a GenBank genome assembly. Lineage: Eukaryota; Fungi; Ascomycota; Eurotiomycetes; Eurotiales; Aspergillaceae.